AUGAACCAGGAUCAAAUCCCUGUAGUAAAUCUGAAUUCAGCCAGACAUGCUGGAAGGUGCCUUAGAAAAAGGAACCGCAGCCUCGGCAGUGUCCUCAGCAAUGUUCUGCAGAAAAGGAAGUGCAUUUCACGGUCUGCACCUCGAUUGCUCUGCACCUUAGAAUCAGGUGCUGAUCCACGAGUGAAGGUUAACACUGAAUGUUUGGCUGUUCAAAAUGAAUUUCAACAGGUUUACUGCCCCAUUUCUUUUGGGCAACAGUUUGGGCUAGCGAUCUGUUCUAAGGUAUACCAUAAGUGGUUUGAGACCUGUCGAGCUAUUGUUCAGUUACCAGCAGGAAUUCCCAAGCAGUGGAGGCCAAGGGUUUGGAUAACGUUGGCAGACCAUCACCUUCAAAGCAUUUCCAUUGACUGGGAAAAAACCAAGCAUUUCUUUCUUAAUGAGCAAAGAAACCCAAAUGAGGAUGCAUUAGGAAUCCAGAUAGACAAGGACCUGCGUCAGUCUAGCUCGAGCCUUUACGGUGGCACUGAUGUGGAACAGUUCUACAGUGCAUUGAAACGACUUUUACUAGCCUAUGCUCACUGGAAUAAGAGAAUUGGCUACUGUCAAGGUUUCAUAAUACCAGCAGCAGUCAUUCUGAAGGUGAUGGAAAGAGAUGAGGGUGAUGCAUUGAAGGUCCUGGUCUAUCUACUUGACAGAGUUCUUCCAGACAAUUAUUUUGCUAACAAUCUCAGUGCUUUGACCGUUGAUAUUGCAGUCUUCCAUGAUCUGUUAAGAAUUAAACUUCCUGAACUUUCACAACAUCUGGACCGUCUUUGCACAGCAGCCAAAAAAGCCAAUGAUGGGAGAUGCAUUCUGCCACUUACCAGUGUCGUCACCAUGCAGUGGUUUCUGACUCUCUUCACCUCCUGUCUUCCCAAAGACACCAUCCUCCGGGUUUGGGAUGCCAUCUUGUUUGAAGGGUCAGAGGUGCUAUUUCGAGUGGCUCUAGCAUUAUGGGCUCAACUAGGAGAGUGGAUCAAGAAGUGUCAAAGGCCCGAUGAGAUCACUAAAUGUCUGAAUCAGGAGAUGAUGGAGAUUAACUUGACGGACUGCAGCAAACUGAUGCAGACUGUGUAUUCAAUGGCAACUUUUCCCUUCCCACAAGUGGUUGAACUGAGAGAGAAGUAUAGUCCUUCAUCGUUUCAAGCAAAGGUUGCUGCCUCAAGCCAUCACUUGAAGGAAGCUCAGUGCAAGGGAAAAGCAUCAGAUGAGAGUCAUGGAACCUGCACUUUCAUUUCUGCAGUGGGAUUCCCUGGGAUCCACAAUCCAGCACACUGUCAGAAAACAGCUCAAAAUGAAAAGCGAAAAAGCAGCUGCAAUUUGGGGAAGACUGUUCCAGCCACAACUGGUGAUAGUGUAUCACACCCUCAAGUAGCAGUGAACAGCACAGAGUACACAGCAACACGUACACCUGUGUUGAAGCAACACCACUCAAAAAUGACCAAGAGACAGCAACAAAACCAGUACCUAACUCCCAGACAUGGUAACAAUGAAUCUUGCUCUCCUGGGACACCACUUCAUUCCAAAAAGUCUAAAGUCAUAAAUCGAUUCCUUGGUGGCAAAAAGCUAAAGAACAGCAGCAAAAGUAACCGAGUCCACCACACCCCAAAUCCCAGGGCACCUCAGCCCAUACAGAAAGAACAGAAAAAUAAGAUAACCGUCCCUUGGUGUUCUCAAAAAAGAGUCCCUCGCAAUGUCUUGACCAGGAAUCUGAAGGUUAAGUCAGGCUGCAGUGAUACAGUAGGCCUGCUGGAAGACCAGACGGAUAGCUCCAAGGCGGAAGUCGUCAAAGUUGAUGAUCCAGCCCAUAGAAUAACGGGAGAGAACAGGGAAGUUUCUCAGUUACAUUGUGAAGCCAGAACGUAUUUUAGUGAACAUUUGGCCAUCGAGUUGUGCAAAAAGGAUGUCGACAAUUUGGCCAGGGUUGAAAAUUUAUUCAAGACACUUCAAAUAGGGGAGCCAAACCAUUCUUUAUUUGCAGCAGAAUCCAGCAACCAGCUAGGGGUAUGUGAUUGUUGUGUGGACUUGAGAAAAGAUCGGUUCAAAGCUAAGAAUUUCACAUUUCUGUCUGCUAUCAAAGCAAAUACCACAGACAAUACUUUACUUGCGGAUCUCUCUGGAAACUCUCUCAAAACACAAAAUCUAGGUUUACGUGGAUCUUGCAGCAACAUCCAGAUACUGCCAUUCAAUAAAUGA
Messenger RNA from Rhincodon typus (whale shark), 2235 nucleotides. Its product is annotated as TBC1 domain family member 30-like. The record is from RefSeq and is a predicted model, not a curated record. The coding region runs from base 1 to 2235 and encodes 744 amino acids. The transcript is spliced from 13 exons. Gene Ontology annotation, cellular component: endoplasmic reticulum. Lineage: Eukaryota; Metazoa; Chordata; Chondrichthyes; Orectolobiformes; Rhincodontidae.